UGAUACGACGUGUCGUAAAAAUCCAGUCAACAAUACCAACACCGUGAUGAACACCACCAAAGCCGCUUGACAGUUUCAGCCUGUAGCUUUAUCUUUUCUCCACACAGAGUGUCUAAAAUGUUAAGCGUCAUCGAGUGACCGGGCUUCGGCACAUUUGUGAAAAUGGAGGCUAUGGAAGACGAUAGUCUGGACGUAAAAGACGACCACAACCACAACUAUUGUGCGAGUAGCAGCAGCAGCAGCAGCAGCAGGAAAGUCCGCACGUAUCACAGCAGCCAACUGUCGGAUGUAACAACGGUCUGUUCACCGGUAUCGGGAGCGGAACCGGGGGCUCGACGAGGGAAGCACCGGCCCGGCGGCAGCAGCAGCAGCAGCGGAGGGACAAAGUUCGUGGACUCGGAUUCGGGGAGUGAGAGCAGUGAAGUCAGCGAGACUGACUGUACAGCUCUACCACCACCAGCAGCAGCAGCAGCUACUGUCGAGGGAAAAUUCUCCCUCGAUUCUACUUCCAAGUUCCUACUGAAUGCUAUGGCAGUAGAAGACUACCAGAAAAACCACUGGCCAAACUUGGAGAAGGUAAUUGACCGACUGCUCAUUCAGAAUCCCUCAGACCACAUCUCUGUCUCCUAUGCACAGAUAUACAGUUACAUCUACAAGUGUGUUUGUCAGCAACACUCUGAGCUGCUCUACAAUGACUUGACAUCAAAAAUAACAAAUCACCUGCUCCGUGUUUCCACUCGUCUACAGGCCAGCCCCCCUGAAACCUUCAUUGAGAACUUCAACAUUGCACUCACACAGUACACAACUUCUCUGCAAUGUAUAGUCCCUGUGUUUAUGUACUUGUUUGUUGGAGAACCAAUGGAGCCGUCAGUUAGUAACAAAACUCAAAAGAUGUUCGGUUUGUCCAUCGUGGGAUACUGUAAAUACAAGAACAAGUUCUACGUUGAGUCGAAGCUGAACAGAGACCUAAAAGACGAUUUGAUGAAGCUGUUUGCUGACCAUGUUGCAGAAAAACAAGUGAAUAAGCUGCUGCCUCUUCUCAUUGAAGCUCAUUCCUUGCCCUUUAAAGUGCAGCCAUCUACGAUGGCCAGUGUAGUUACAGGCCUCUACAGCCUCCGACCAGAGUGGGCCCAGUUAGCCCCAGCUCUCUUCUCCGGGUUUAUUCCUCAGAUCAAUCCUCCUGCUGUGGAGUCUCUGCUGUCCGACUAUGCUGCUCAUGAUCAGAAGCUCCAGAUGGAGCUCUCCAUGAACGGGUUUCCACGAGGUGACCAGUCUCGCAAGCGGGCCAGCGAUGACUCCUGAUAGCCGAGCUGGUGUCUCCGGAUUCUUCGCGGAACUAUUACUGUGCCUCCUACAUCUUAAUCACGAGUUGGCUCACUGCACUAGGUACAAUGUUAACAAUGUGUCGGUUUAUUCUCUCCUGACUCAAGGUCACAACACUGUGAACAACAAAGAGAACGUGAUUUUGCGUUGUCGAGCAGAAGUUUCAUUUUGCUGCACUUAGAGGAAAAGCACAGUCUUCCAUUUUCCGUGCUUUCUUCUGCGAUUAUGAUGCAUCCAGCCUCAGUAUUUUGUAGGAUGCCACUGUGUGUCAUCAAGACUGUUUUCUCCAUGUUGUCCACAUUCAACAGUGCCUUCAUGGUGUCUGUUUGAUCAGGUUUCCUGACAGGGGAUGGGCUGAUGAUGGGGUUUUUCAUUACCAACUUUUAAUGUGGGAGUGUGAUUUCUAUAGACUAGGCAAAUCAAGACUUCCUAUUGCUGCUAAUAAUGCUGUCCUUGUGUUAAUACCACAUAUCCCACGGUUGAACCUACCACGUGUGUAAACCAUAGGCCAUAUAUAAGAGUUGGACGUAGCUUAAGAGUGAAGCCGAGGAAGAACACAAGUCGCACUUAGCCACCAGGGGGUGACUCUGCUGGUUGGAAAAAUAACCCUUUAUGAAUUGAAGUAUACGGGAACAUCAGCCUAUUUCUCACUUGUUUUAUGAUGUAAUUUUAUGAUAUGCGAGAAAGCGUGGCACAUUUGAGUUACAUCUGUGAACUUUCAAUUUAAACAAAAAUAGCAAAGGUGCAGAACAAAUCACAAAUCUUGAGGCUUUAAAAUGGUACUUUAGAUUACUACGGGAACACUACAGUAUGUCCACUUUUUUAUAUAUGGUCUGCGGUAUAAACCAGCGUCUGCAGUCAACAUGAAUGAGUGAGAGAAGAAAUUGGAACAAAGUCAUUGACCUUAAUCAUGAUCCUCUUCUUCAUGUUGCCUUUACUGUGUUGGUAAACUGGAUUGUGUUUUCCAGUUAUUCCAAAGAGGAUUUGCAGUACCUUUGUUUUUCUUAUUUACACACACAUAUAUAUGUAUAAUACAUUGAAUCAAGGUGACAUUGUUAAUGUUGUAUGCUGUCUGAGUCUGAGCCAUUUGAGUUUUUUAUACUAAUGAGUUUUGAGCUUUAGUUGACCUCUUAGACUAAAGUCAGAUUCUAACUUGUUUGUUUUAGCAUGUACGUCUGACAGGGACGGUCUUGCAGGACAUAACACAAGAGUGCCAGAGACCUUAAACAAACACAGAAUCAUGUUUGAGAAUUUCUCUUUGUUUGGUUUGGUUUGGUUCAUUUACUGUAAAUAUAUCAAACAUGUUGCUCCGUGGAUUUAAUUAAACAAACCGUAUGCAAAUACUG
This is a messenger RNA of Solea senegalensis (Senegalese sole), 2669 nucleotides long. RefSeq names its product CDK2 associated cullin domain 1 (gene cacul1). Lineage: Eukaryota; Metazoa; Chordata; Actinopteri; Pleuronectiformes; Soleidae. Gene Ontology annotation, molecular function: ubiquitin protein ligase binding. The transcript has 9 exons. The record is from RefSeq and is a predicted model, not a curated record. Gene Ontology annotation, biological process: ubiquitin-dependent protein catabolic process. The coding region runs from base 163 to 1302 and encodes 379 amino acids.